Molecule: messenger RNA, 1443 nt
Organism: Chlorocebus sabaeus (green monkey)
Lineage: Eukaryota; Metazoa; Chordata; Mammalia; Primates; Cercopithecidae
Gene: MRNIP
Product: MRN complex interacting protein
Biological process (GO): mitotic G2 DNA damage checkpoint signaling
Cellular component (GO): nucleus
Molecular function (GO): chromatin binding
Source: RefSeq, a predicted model, not a curated record
GGCGUAGGGGACUAGAGCGUCGCGAGCGCGUACGUGGGGCGGGGCGCGGCGCGGCGGGACAAAUGCAGAGCGCGCGCGCUUCGCUAGCUGGCUACUGCACAGGCAAGGAUGGCGCCUCCUCAGCCUUGUCGGGUCCUGUGCUGCUGCAGCUGCCGCCUCUUCCAGGCGCACCAGGUAAAAAAGAGUGCCAAGUGGACAUGCAAAGCCUGUGGAGAGAAGCAGUCCUUUUUGCGGGCUUAUGGUGAAGGCUCUGGUGCUGACUGUAGACGCCAUGUCCAAAAAUUAAAUCUACUACAGGGACAGGUUUCAGAGCUGCCACUCAGGUCUCUAGAAGAAACUCUCGGUGCUGGUGAAGAAGAAAACGUGGGCCACCAGCAGGCUGGGAAUGUGAAGCAGCAGGAAAAAUCGCAGCCCUCAGAGAGUCGCUGGCUGAAGUAUCUAGAAAAGGACUCCCAAGAACCGGAGCUGGAAGGAAGAGGAGUGUGUUUCAGCAAACAGCCUUCAUCCAAAACGGAGGAGCCAGGCCCCCGCCUCAGCCAAGACCUGCCUAGAAAAAGGAAGUGGAGCCAGAGCACCGUCCAGCCUCCGUGCAGCCUUGGCAUCCAGGACUCGGGUGGCUCUGAGGUCGCCUGGGAACCCCAGAAGGAGCCAGGGGACAGCAAGGGCACUGCAGCUGGGAGUCCAGUGGGCAUCAGUCACUGCCCCCACCCCCACGUCAGCCAAGGUCGGCCUCGGCUGGCCUCACCACGCACAGAGCACUGGCUCAUGCCAAGAGGCAGAAGUCAAACUUUGAUGUUGCCGCCAACGAGUUUUGUGAUCCUGGGGACAGGCUGGCUUGACAUGGAAGGUGAAGCAAGGCAGCAGCCCCUGCCUCCGGGAGAAUGCUGCCGACUCCAGCGCCAGGGAGCCGAGGGGUCCUGGGAAGGAGCUAUGGAGUCCUGCCCAGCAGGUCACCGCCACCUCCUCUAAAUGGGUGCAGUUUGUCCUGUCACCUAGAAACAGUUCACACGUGGACAGAGAGCAGCCAACGCCUCUUCAGAGGGACCCUGGGCCAGCUGCUCCAGCACAGGCUAAGCAAGGGACCCCCGGGACCCCCAGAGCACAGGCCUCAAUGGAAGGCCUCAGCAGGCCCACCGACGCUGUCCAGCUUCCUCGGGCCACACACCCCACCACAUCCGGGCCUGAGAGGCCCUGUGGGAAGACCUCAUGGGACUCAAGGACUCCCUGGGCAGAGGGUGGGCCCCUGGUCCAGGAGACACAGAAUCCCCGACUCCCACGACUAUGUGACUUCUUUACAACUGGUGAAGACUUUGAUGAUGAUCUGUGAUCUGGGACUGGCAGGUUAUUAUUAAUCGAGAUACACUUGUUAGGAGGGACAGGGUUCCCUAAGGCACUUUUAAAGCUACUGUGUAAGAACCACCAAUAAACUUACUGUCAAACAGA